Messenger RNA from Hemiscyllium ocellatum (epaulette shark), 816 nucleotides. Its product is annotated as tubby-related protein 3-like. Gene Ontology annotation, cellular component: cilium. Gene Ontology annotation, biological process: protein localization to cilium. The transcript is spliced from 7 exons. Bases 1 to 816 code for a protein of 271 amino acids. Gene Ontology annotation, molecular function: actin filament binding. The record is from RefSeq and is a predicted model, not a curated record. Lineage: Eukaryota; Metazoa; Chordata; Chondrichthyes; Orectolobiformes; Hemiscylliidae.
AUGGAGGACAGUGUCAUAUCUCGGGCUGAGUCACCCAUUGUGGAGAUUAAUGACCUGGAGAAGUUUGUCUUGACACCUGCAGCGCAAGGCGUGACAAUCAAAUGCAGAGUCACAAGAGACAAGAAAGGCAUGGACCGAGGCCUUUAUCCAACCUAUUACCUGCACCUGGACACAGAUGAGAGUAAAAAGGUUUUCUUGUUGGCUGGGAGGAAGCGGAAAAGGAGCAAGACAUCCAACUACCUCAUUUCAAUUGAUCCAACAGACCUGUCCCGAGGGGGAGAAAACUUCAUUGGAAAGCUCAGGUCUAAUCUGAUGGGGACUAAGUUUACAGUAUUUGAUAAUGGAGUCAACCCUGAGAGAGGAAAACACGGUCAUUCAAACAUACGUCAGGAACUUGCUGCCAUCACUUACGAAACGAACGUCCUUGGAUUCAAAGGUCCCAGGAAGAUGACAGUGAUUAUUCCAGCAAUGGAUGAAGACCAGGAACGCAUUCCCUUCCAACCACGCAAUGACAAAGACAGUCUGCUCUCAAGAUACCAACGUAAAAACAUGGAGAACUUAAUUGAGCUGCACAAUAAGGCCCCAGUGUGGAAUAAUGACACUCAGUCGUACGUGUUGAACUUCCAUGGGAGAGUGACGCAUGCUUCAGUGAAGAAUUUCCAAAUAGUCCAUGAGAAUGCUGUUGACUACAUUGUGAUGCAGUUCGGGCGUGUGGCAGAUGAUGCAUUUACCAUGGAUUACAGCUACCCGAUGUGCGCUGUCCAGGCAUUCGCUAUUGCCCUCUCCAGCUUUGAUGGGAAACUAGCGUGUGAAUGA